Aspergillus steynii IBT 23096 is the source of this 243-nucleotide messenger RNA. RefSeq lists its product as uncharacterized. The coding region runs from base 1 to 243 and encodes 80 amino acids. The transcript is spliced from 2 exons. NCBI's taxonomy places the organism in Eukaryota, Fungi, Ascomycota, Eurotiomycetes, Eurotiales, Aspergillaceae. The record is from RefSeq and is a predicted model, not a curated record.
AUGAGUGGACAAUCAAAAAUCGAGCUACUACUCCAGGCAGAGGUCGAUGAGAACGACCAAAGCUUUUUCCGUCUCUUAGUCGACGGUCGGUCCAUCAAAUACAUCACCGUCGAGCCUGGCAUCUACAGCUUCGAAGAUAUGUGCUUCGAGCCUUCACUAGUGUCCGUCUUGCCCGAGCUUCCCCCUGGAGACUGGAAUGAUAGCCUGGUUGCCAAAGACGACAACAACGAAUAUCUGGCAUAA